AUGAAAGAAGCGGUUGUCUCAGUGGGCCCGAAGGUCACCAUCAAGGACUCGCCAAUUCCCAAGGCGGGUCCACGCCAGGUCGUUACCAAGAUCGAAUACAGUGGCAGCAAUCCCAAGGACUGGAAAGUCGCAGAAUGGAUGCCAGAUACCCCACCGACGAACCAGGGCGAUGAUAUCAGCGGUGUUGUCCACGAAGUAGGAGAAGGAGUCACAGAAUUCAGGAAGGGAGACCGAGUGGCAGCGUUCCAUGAGAUGCUCAAGCCUGGUGGGAGUUAUGCGGAAUAUGGCUUGUCAUGGGAGCACACAACGUUCUUCUUGCCGAAGGACAUCAGUUUUGAGGCUGGUGCCGCUAUCCCUCUGGCUGCUCUGACUGCCGCCGUGGGCCUGUUUGGGGAUGAUACCCUCAACUUGCCGCAACCCUGGUCUCCAGCAGCCCAUCCAAUCCCUCUCGUAGUCUACGGUGCCUCCUCAGCCGUAGGCUCCUACGUCCUUCAACUCGCAACCCGAGCAAACAUCUACCCACUCAUCUGCGUCGCCGGCCGCGCCCAAAAGCACGUCGAAACAUUCAUCGAUCGCUCUAAGGGCGACACCAUCGUCGACUACCGCGCCGGCAACGAGGCCGUCUCGCAAGGCAUCCGCGAUGCGCUCAAAGGACAAAAGCUGGAAUAUGCAUACGACGCUGUGUCGGAGAAGGGAUCGUACGAGAAUAUCUGCAAGGUGCUGGAGCCAAAGGGCAAGAUCACGCUCGUCCUGCCAGGCAAAGAGUAUCCGGGGAUUCCAGAGAGCGUGCAGAAGAGCAUCACGCGAGUUGGCGAUGUGCAUGGCAGUAAGAAAGAUUUGGGAUUCGUGUACUCUCGGUACAUCACCAGGGGCUUGGAAGAGGGUUGGUUCAAGCCUCAGCCGCAGGAGAUUGUUCCGGGAGGACUGGGUGGGAUUGAGAGUGCUUUGGGGAAGUUGAAGGAUGGGACGGCUAGUGCGGUGAAGUACGUGUUUAAGGUUGCGGAUACUGAGGGCCUCUGA
Messenger RNA from Zasmidium cellare ATCC 36951, 1020 nucleotides. RefSeq lists its product as uncharacterized. Gene Ontology annotation, molecular function: oxidoreductase activity, acting on NAD(P)H. The transcript has 3 exons. Lineage: Eukaryota; Fungi; Ascomycota; Dothideomycetes; Mycosphaerellales; Mycosphaerellaceae. The record is from RefSeq and is a predicted model, not a curated record. The coding region runs from base 1 to 1020 and encodes 339 amino acids.